CGGACGACGACGACGACGACGGACAAUUGCCGCCCGAACCACCUAAUCUCAAUCCGCAACAAUGAAGUACUCGCUCGCCCCCUUCAUCAUCCGCCGGCCGUGGCUCUACAAGAUCUUCAAGCCCGCCGCCUCCUGGUACAUGAACGCCUCCGGCUACCGCCAGAUGGGUCUUCGAUAUGACGACCUCCUCGAGGAGGAGAACGACGUUGCCCAGAAGGCCCUCAAGCGCCUCAACAACCGCGAGUCCUACGAGCGCAUCUACCGUAUCCGACGUGCUGUCCAGUGCAGUUACCAGCACAAGCUCCUCCCCAAGGAGCAGUGGACCACCACCGCCCAGGACGUUCGCUACCUCCAGCCCCUCAUCGAUGAGGUCGCCGCCGAGAAGGCCGAGAAGAACGAGCUCGACUCUAUUGCCGUCAUCCGCAAGCACUAAAUUGUUGGGCCCGGGUCGGGUGGAAAUCGAGGUGGAAGUGUAUAGCAGGACCGUGGGUGAGAGAGGGAACAGCGCCCCCUCGAGAAUUAGGUGGCAACCUCUCAACGGACUAGACAGUUCCCGUGUAUCCUAUGUAUAGACGUCGUCUGACUUGACUCAUUUUGCACAAUCUUGG
Fusarium vanettenii 77-13-4 is the source of this 608-nucleotide messenger RNA. RefSeq lists its product as uncharacterized. The record is from RefSeq and is a predicted model, not a curated record. Bases 62 to 433 code for a protein of 123 amino acids. Lineage: Eukaryota; Fungi; Ascomycota; Sordariomycetes; Hypocreales; Nectriaceae. The transcript has 3 exons. Gene Ontology annotation, biological process: mitochondrial electron transport, ubiquinol to cytochrome c.